CGCGCCGCCCGCGGCGAGGAAGCGACCGAGGGUGAGCAGCUAUGAACAAGCUCUUCCAGCAGAUGAACAAGAUCGAGGCCGAGAUAACGGCCGGCAUCAAGGACGGCAUCAAGGACGCGGCGGCCGUCGAUUCCGACGCGGCGGCCGCGGCGGACAGCCGUCGAUCCUCCACUGCAGCCGCCACCUCCUCUGCGGCUCCUGCGGAUGCCACGGCGGCCCCAGGCGAGUCACAGGAGGCGACGACGAUCGAGCGGCUGCGUGCGCAGGUCCGCCGACUCGAGACGCGGCUGCAGGAGAAGACCGAGUUGGUCGCCGAGAAGGACGCGCAGAUUGCGGCCGUCCUCGCCGAGGGGGAGGGGCUGAGCCGGCGGCAGGCCGAGCAGGAGUCGACCAUCCGCAAGCUGCGCGGCACCCUCCGCGAGGCGCAGGAGGCGGCGGAGGAGCACGCCGCCGCACUGACCGAGGCGCGCUCCGAAACCUCGGAGCUGCGGAGGCAGCUGCUCGAAGGCGCCGCCGCGGGUGCCGCCGCCGCCGCGGCGGCAGGCGCGGAGGGGGCAGCGGUGCCGGCGAGCGGGUUCGCUGCGGCGGAGGCGGCGGAGGCGCGCGAGGCGGCGCUCACCGCCAGCCUCGCCGAGCUGCAGCUGGAGAAUGCCAAGCUGAGCCAGGCGGCGAGGUGGAGGGACGAGGGCCUCACCUCACAGCUGGGCGAGCUCGAGGCGCGGUCCGGCUCUGCCGAGGCGCAAGCCCGCGAGCUCGCCGCCGCGGUCGCAAAGGAGACGCAGCCGCUGCUGCGGCAGGUGAGCGGUCUGCAGGCGCAGCUCGCCCAGCUGCAGGCCGCGUGGAAGGCGAGCGACAUCGCCCCACAUCUCCCCAUAUCUCCCCACAUCUCCCCAUAUCUCCCCACAUCUCCCCAUAUCUCCGCGUGGAAGGCGAGCGACGCGGCGCUGCGAUCCCAGCUCGCGGCCCCUAGAAGCGGAAGACGGAUUCUUGUGCUCCACCCAGCGAUCGAGAGGACACGGACUCAACUGUGCUCGAUCGUACUCGGCUGGGUUUUCACUGUAGUCGCACCCCUCGGUAUUCACGCGGUGCUCUGAAGACACUGCACGAUCCCGUACUCCCGCCCUGAGGUUGGCGUAUUCAGCACGCAGGCUCUCGGCGGCCG
Emiliania huxleyi CCMP1516 is the source of this 1162-nucleotide messenger RNA. RefSeq lists its product as hypothetical. Gene Ontology annotation, cellular component: Golgi apparatus; endoplasmic reticulum. The transcript has 4 exons. The record is from RefSeq and is a predicted model, not a curated record. NCBI's taxonomy places the organism in Eukaryota, Haptophyta, Isochrysidales, Noelaerhabdaceae. Bases 42 to 1094 code for a protein of 350 amino acids.